Molecule: messenger RNA, 1296 nt
Organism: Capra hircus (goat)
Lineage: Eukaryota; Metazoa; Chordata; Mammalia; Artiodactyla; Bovidae
Gene: RAMP1
Product: receptor activity modifying protein 1
Exons: 4
Coding region: 399-965 (188 amino acids)
Biological process (GO): protein localization to plasma membrane; receptor internalization; intracellular protein transport
Cellular component (GO): membrane; signaling receptor complex; cell surface
Molecular function (GO): coreceptor activity
Source: RefSeq, a predicted model, not a curated record
UUUCAGCUCCUGCCUCCAGCUUCACCUCUGUCUCCGUGUGCUGUGGGCUCCCUGUGUUUGGCCUCUUAUUUGUGACUAAUCACAGAGUUAAUCACAGUCCCGGGCAAUCCAUGGGGUCACAGAGUCAGACACAACUAAGCGACUGAACAAACAAACCACGGCGUUACCCUGUGCUGCUGUGAGGGUCACUUUGUUGGCUCGGGCCCCUGGCAAGACGUGUCCGGCCUGCCAUCUGUCACUCGGUCCCUGCAGGCUGUUCUCGCUGCCGCAGUUUCCGCGUCUGCAAAGUGGAGGCUUAGGAACCAGGUCGAGGGUGGGUGAGGCCGAAAAGGUGCGUGAGUGUCAGACAUGUGCCCCGGACCAAAGGACGUGCAGCCCCCACUCUGGAUCCCGGGGAGAUGGCGGUCUCAGACACGCCGUCAGCAGGCGGGCCUUUGCUGGGCCCCGAAGCGACUGAUGAUGCCAUGAUCCAGCUGGAGCCCGGACGCCCCACCCACACCCCCACCCCCGGGAUCGCGGCGCCCCCCAGGGCAUCCGGGUGGCCUCGGAGUCGGACAGGCCACUCUGCUGUGACCCACCUCUGCCUGGCGACUGCCUGCCAGCACACUGACCACGGCACCCUCCUCUGGGAGUUCUGCCUCCCCCAGUUCCAGGCACACAUGGAGGCCGUCGGGAGGACACUGUGGUGCGACUGGGGCAAGACCAUUGGGAGCUACAAGGAACUCUCCAACUGCACCAGGCACGUGGUGCAAACACUGGACUGCUUCUGGCCAAACGCAGAGGUGGACAAGUUCUUCCUCGCCGUCCACCAGCGCUUCUUCAGAAACUGCCCUGUCUCAGGCAGGGCCUUGCAGGACCCACCCAGCAGUGUCCUCUGCCCCUUCAUCGUGGUCCCCAUCCUGGUGACCCUGUUCAUGACAGUGCUGGUGGUCUGGAGGAGCAAGCGCCCGGAGGGCAUCGUGUAGGCCGUUGGGGGAGGGCUGCCUGCUCACAGAAGCUGCAGAGUGGGUGGGAGGGUGGGCAUGGAGGCCCAGCCUGACCAAGGCUUCUGGAGCCCCAACGGCAGAGCGGACCCCCCAAGCCCCUCUUCUACCGAGAAGAGCUCACCCCGGAAUGCCAGCCAGAGUGGUCAAGCACAGGCGUUGGCCUGGGAAGGCAGCCCAGGGGCCGAGAGGGAGUGGGCGCAGCUGUUGGUCUUGCUGGGGUGGUCUGAGCUGUCUCCCAAUAACCCCCACCGCACUCGCUUCCUGCCUGUUGCCAGACUAUGGAGACGUAUUUGCGAUUAAAGGACGUCCU